AUGGCCAGGGUUGAGGAUCUGCUUGCAUCAUGUUCGGAGGUCAAGUCACAUGCCCUGCUUACAGUCGGGAUAUUUGCGGAACUACACAAGGAUAGAAUGCAGGAGAUUGUCAAGAAGGGGAUUUAUGAGUGCACUGCAGCUAUUACAGAUCUGAAGCUGGAUCGUGAUGCGCCUCCGUUGGUGAAGCGAGACUUCAAGCUGAACAGGAAGCUGAGAAACUGGCGGCUGAAGACGAAGAUGGCGGAGAAGGAGGUCAGAACUACCAAGGGCUUGCUCCAGAAGAUGAUAACGCAGGUUGAGGAGGAGCAGCAGCUGCAAUCCUUCCAAUACGACGGCGAGUUUGCCACGAGCACGCGGAGAUUUAAGCAACGGUUUACGGAGAUUCAGAUUGAGUUGGACGCCCUGAUGGCUAGGUGCCGGAUGAUGUUUGACGACAUGACUUAUUCCGAGGAGCUGUUUAUGAAUGAGCUCCUCAGUGAUGAUGCCGAGCGAGCAAGGGACCAAGCAAAUAUGAGUACGGUCAUAGCCUUUGUUGCUAUGCUGUAUCUUCCAAUAACAGCUGUGGCGACAAUUUUCGCUAUGCCGGUUUUCGAUUUCUAA
Messenger RNA from Podospora bellae-mahoneyi, 600 nucleotides. RefSeq lists its product as uncharacterized. The transcript is spliced from 3 exons. The coding region runs from base 1 to 600 and encodes 199 amino acids. The record is from RefSeq and is a predicted model, not a curated record. Lineage: Eukaryota; Fungi; Ascomycota; Sordariomycetes; Sordariales; Podosporaceae.